Chlamydomonas reinhardtii is the source of this 1567-nucleotide messenger RNA. RefSeq lists its product as uncharacterized. Gene Ontology annotation, cellular component: cytoplasm; axoneme. The transcript is spliced from 6 exons. NCBI's taxonomy places the organism in Eukaryota, Viridiplantae, Chlorophyta, Chlorophyceae, Chlamydomonadales, Chlamydomonadaceae. Bases 425 to 967 code for a protein of 180 amino acids. Gene Ontology annotation, molecular function: GTPase activity; GTP binding. Gene Ontology annotation, biological process: intracellular protein transport; cilium assembly; protein localization to cilium. The record is from RefSeq and is a predicted model, not a curated record.
CUGUAAGAUUUGUGCAAAUGGGAAGGAUCGGCACGCCACGCAUCGAGCUGUCACCUCGCCUGCCCAUGCUACCCCUGUGAACAAGCUGAAAAUUUGUCACAUGUAGACUUACAUUAGUGCUGCCACAAAAUCAUUAGGGAACUUGCAGUCGCACCUUCGUGAAGGCCACAGUGUGCCACAUUCCGCCUGUUUACUGCAGCUAGCUUCAACUGGAAAUAGAAACUGCUAGGCAGCACUCUAAGCAAUACGAUAAGACGUCGUUGGGCUUGUGGCCUGAGCCGCGGGCCUCACUCAACCUUUGAAAGCGCGAGGGCCCACGCUUCCUGUGUAAUCCGGCCAUUUACGUUCUUGUUGCGCUCUUGUCCUAUUAAAGGACGCUUGCACGGGCAGGGGCAGGGGCAGGGCGCACUGAACAGCCAGCAACAUGGGCUUCUUUGACAAGCUCUUGUCGCUGUUUGGUAUGUCGGGCAAGAAGGUCAACGUCCUAGUUGUGGGACUAGACAACAGCGGCAAGACUACGAUCAUUGAGCGGUUAAAGCCCCGGCCUAGGCAAGCAGCCGAGGUGGCUCCUACCGUUGGAUUCACCGUGGAUGAAGUGGAAAAGGGGCCACUGACCUUCACGGUGUUCGACAUGUCCGGCGCGGGGAGAUACCGGACGCUGUGGGAGCAGUACUACCGGGAAGCAGAUGCGGUGGUGUUCGUGGUCGACUCAGCGGAUAAGCUGCGCAUGGUGGUGGCUCGCGACGAAAUGGAGCACAUGCUCAAGCACUCCAACAUGCGCAAGGUGCCCAUCCUGUACUUCGCCAAUAAGAAGGACCUGCCCGUGGCAAUGCCACCCGUGGAAAUCGCCCAGGCCCUUGGCCUGGACGAUAUCAAGGAUCGGCCCUGGCAGAUUGUCCCUUCCAACGGCCUCACCGGCGAGGGCGUGGACAAGGGCAUCGACUGGCUGGCGGAGCGCCUCAGCUAGAAGGCGUUCGUGCGGGUAUUUGUGCUUUAAUGCUGGUGCGGUGUACUGUGCUAAUGAUACUGGCGGCCUGGCGUGAAUCACCUAACGAGCAUGCAAGAGGCCCAGCGUGCGCAUAUGCAUAUGCAUGGGCAGGGAAGCGCGGGUGGGCAGGUUGGCGACCCAGCAGCUCGUCCAUGCAGCGCGGCAGUAGCAUUUGCAGUGGCAGCGAACGCCUGAGCGAAGGCGAUACUCAGAGUGGCAGUCUGCACAUCGCGGCGGUGCAUGGUGAUCUGGUAAAAGCGCGCGCCGGGGGCCAUGGAGACGUUGAGACGAUUGCAGAACGCUGCAAGAGCCAAGAAGCAACGAGGGUGUUGUAUUGACGUUAUAGAGUGAGCAUGAGCACUGAUGAGGACUGAGGCAGUGUGGUGGGCUUACCAUGAAGUACGUGGUACCAGUUGGAGGGGUCGCUUAAGGCCUGCGGAAGCCUGCAGUGCACUACCCAGGCGCCGUAGCCAGACUUUUUGGCCCACAUCGGCCUGGUACUUGGGUGCGAAAUCCAAGUGAUACAACAAAUGCCGAAUGGCCGGCGGCCGCUGGUCGUGUAAGUGUGAACGGCGGGUC